AUGUUGGAGCCGUCGUUAGCUGGAACUGUUACUCGUGGUGGCGUCGCUUCGAUUGUGUCACUUAUCACACUUGCUGGUGUUGUCAUUCAUCAUAUUGGUUCUUUUGCGAUUAAUGGAUGA
Dentiscutata erythropus is the source of this 120-nucleotide messenger RNA. The record is from the annotation of a GenBank genome assembly. Lineage: Eukaryota; Fungi; Glomeromycota; Glomeromycetes; Diversisporales; Gigasporaceae.